Molecule: messenger RNA, 404 nt
Organism: Hypoxylon fragiforme
Lineage: Eukaryota; Fungi; Ascomycota; Sordariomycetes; Xylariales; Hypoxylaceae
Exons: 1
Coding region: 6-404 (132 amino acids)
Source: RefSeq, a predicted model, not a curated record
GAAAGAUGUCUCCACGCAUCCCCAGCACUCUUGUCUCACUCGAGACUAUAGAAUAUCUAGGGUUCACCCACCCAACGGCAGUCGAACUAUGGGACACUUGGACGUUCAUAACAAUGUACAAAACAGAGGGCCUAACAGCAAACCCCACCGAAUACCAGAAGCUAAUGCUGAGUUUUUUCAUCAAAUUCAUCGUUGACCACUUAAUUCAGUUCGAAGACACGAAGACCGACGACGAUGAUGACUGGAUCCAAUGCAUGGAGAAGUGUGGUAUCUGCAAGGACCUACAAGACACCAUCAUGGAUCCCUUCUUCCGGGACACUCGACGUAUGGCCACUUGCCAUACCAGGCUUACCGAAAUCAUCAAGCUAAACUUUGCUGCCUUGCAAAAGACCCUUUCCCUUUAA